AUGAGUAAACAAUCAACAACAUCCUCAUCAUCAUCAGUGUCGGACACAAAUAAGAACAAGAAUACAUCCGAUUCUUCUAAUACACUGAUAACAGUUAGUAUUGCUUCGCCACCCGAAAAGGAGAGUAAAACACCAUCAAAAUCAUCAUCAAUUCUUCCUUCUACAACAUCAAUAACUUUUGCCACUACGGCCAACAAUAAUAUUAAUGAAAAUAUAUCACCAGCAACACCUAAUUUAAAAGGAGCAUCACCUUUAAAAACACCACCUAAUGCAGUUUCUAGAACGAGUAUUGAUCGUUCAUCCGAUAUAAGAACUUCUAUUGAUCGUGGAAAUGUUCAAGGAGGAUCAGUUAGGAAGAAUUUAUUUAAUUUUGGAUUUGGACAUAGUACAAAAAUCAUGUGGAAUAGAGAAAUUACUAAACACAUUCUCUUGUUUUUAAUUCCAAUCAUUUCGGAUAGAGUGGAUGUUGCAGAAAGCAAGGGUAUGGUGAAUAACAUUUUUCAAUCAGCAAUGAAUUUGCUUAGUGUAAAUACUACGUCGCAUUCUUCCAGUAGAAGAGCUCGUCGUCCUUCUAAAAUAUAUGGAAAGGGUAUGAUAGGAUUGAUUGACUGUGUGACUGUUAUGAGAGAUGUCAUUCAUAGCUUGGAGCUUGUCAAUAAGGAUUUCUUUUUUGUUGUGAGAAGGCACUUUUCACCAAUCUUUUAUGCAGAUGUUUUACAUUUAAAGUUUUUGUGGAUGACAUCAGAGGAUACCAAUAGGCUCAUUCUCAGAGAUAUUAGAAAUUACGUUACCGAGCUGAAACACAUAAGUGAGCAAAUGCCAGAUAAGAAACCUGAUAAAGCAAUCUCACUGACAGCUCUGAAAAACACUGAUUACUUCCACAGACAAUCAAUCAGUGACAAUAUUUCACAAUCCAAUCCAACAGACUAUAAGGGUUUGUUUUCAAAAAUUAAUCACGCAUGGUAUUUGUACAGAAAUACAGAAAUUGAAAAAGGAAAGAGGAAACAUCCAUCCAGAGUACGCCACGGCAGAUCUCAAUCAUUCAAUGUGACGAAUAGUUUCGAUUAUCCAAGUAGUGCCAAUUUUGGUUCUUUAGCUUCUCCAAGAACUCCAUCAAGAAAUGGAAGUUUUGUAAAUAAUAAUACCAACACACUCACUAACCUUACUUCUACCGAUUGCAAUAGUAACGAAGAACUUACAGAAUAUUCAGGCAGAGUAUCACUUGAUCAAUUAUCAGAUACUACAAGAGACCGAGGAUUGAGCAAUUCAUCAUCAAAUUCAAAUUUACUAUUGCUCCCUCAUGACAGCUUUAAUUUUCCACCAACUCCCUCUCAUAAUACAUCAAUGGGCUCCAUUCCAACUACACCACAAAGAGGUGGUGCAGGCGGCUUAACUGCCACUCCUUCACGAGUAUCUCACAGACGUACAUACAGCUCCAAUAAUACUCUCGAUUAUGAAACCAUGUACAAAACAUUCAGAAAAAGUGAGGAACAAAUUGAGGAAGAGGAAUAUUUGGAAAAUGACAAGUUCUCAACAGAAUCUCAAUCUCGAAUCAUCAGGGUAGCAAUCAUGGGAGACAAGACAACAGGUAAAAGUAUGCUCUCAAUGAAAUUUGCUCACAGAAACUAUGACGAAUUCUUUGAGCAUAACCCAGAGGAUGAUUUGAUAACUAUUGAUAAUGAAACUUAUAGUAUUGAUAUUUUUGAUACACCUGGACAAGAUGUAUCUGAUAUACUUUUAGAUUACAAUAUUAGUCAUUUUGAUUUAUUCAUCCUUCUUUUUGAUUUGACUAAUUCAGAACAAACUCUCCCAUACACUCAAAAGAUUAUUGAUCAAAUUCUCAACAGGAAACAUUUUCUCGAACUCUCACAAAUACCUAUCAUUAUUUGUGGUAACAAGUUAGAUAUUAUGGACGAUGUUGCUGAACACAUUUAUAUUAAGGAACAAGUGGAAGAUAUCAUCAAGAACAAAUUUAUCUACAGCUCUGUUCCUCCAAUCUAUGUUGAAGUGAGCAGUGAAACUGGAGAAAACAUUACCAAUAAUAAGGCACUAGAACAAGCCAUUGUCCAACAGUACCACAAGUGCAACAAAUUUGGAAAAGUAGCCAGAACCAUCGAUUGGAACAGUUUCGUCAAGUAUGUCUUCAACUUUGGUGAUACACUUCACGUAGCCACAGGACCAAAUAAUAAGGACAAGUGUUUGGUCAUGUAA
Molecule: messenger RNA, 2211 nt
Organism: Naegleria gruberi
Lineage: Eukaryota; Heterolobosea; Eutetramitea; Acrasida; Naegleriidae
Exons: 1
Coding region: 1-2211 (736 amino acids)
Biological process (GO): signal transduction
Cellular component (GO): plasma membrane
Molecular function (GO): GDP binding; GTPase activity; GTP binding
Source: RefSeq, a predicted model, not a curated record